CUAAUGUUUAUUUCACUGUUUUAUGGACUAUAUUUUUGGAUACAACGUUAUUAGCCUGCUAUAGCGUGACAGAAGCCCAAAAGCUAGCCAGCCUCCGCUAGCUGUUAGCAUCUGCUUAGCUCACGUUUUGACAGCAGCAGGUCAGCAUGAGGGAAUAUUUGAAAUAUUUGCCGCCUCCGUUAUCGUGUUUGGUCGCCGGUGACACGUUCCUGGUGCCCGCGAUGCAGCUUUUCACGCUCGUAGUGACGACGUUGUUGUCACUGUGGUAACAAUAUAGAUUGUUGUGGCUAUAGCGAGAACGUCAUGCUAGCUGCGGGCCUGCCACAAAUUAGCCAAAGAUUUCCCUCUUGGAGUGAAACCUCCCACCAUUUUUAAAGCCUCCUCCUAUAUACUGUUCCUCGUGGUAUUAUCAUUAAAAUACUUAAUGCACUAUAAAUGCUAUUGCAUCCUGAAUGAGUUAACCUGUCGGCGUCGUAAUUUAGAUAUACAGGAGAUGAUAUAUUAGACAAGGGUUUUUCAACCACUGUGCCGCGGCACACUAGUAUGCCGUGGGAGAUUAUCUAAUUUCACCUAUUUGGGUUAAAAAUAUUUUUGCAAACCAGUCUUUGGUGUCUGCAAAUGAUGUGUUAAGUGUCGGUGCUGUCUAGAGCUCGGCAGAGUAACCGUGUAAUACUCUUCCAUAUCAGUAGGUGGCAGCCAGUGCUGAUUGCUUUGUAGAUGUCAGAAACAGCGGGAGGCAGUGUGAAGGUAAAAUUGAGUAUAAUGCUUAAACCGAAAAUAAACAAACGGUGAAUGCCCCUAAGAAAAAGUAAUUGAAGGCUGUGCAGAACAAAACCAAAACUGAACUGGCUACAAAGUAAACAAAAACAGAAUGCUGGACGACAGCAAGGACUUACUGUGGAGCAAAGACAGUGUCUACAAAGUACAUCAGAACAUAACAUGACAAUCAAAAAUGUCCUCACAAAGAACUAUAAAAACAACAAAAAUUUUCUUGAUUGCUAAAACAAAGUAGAUGCGGGAAAUAUCGCACAAAGGAACACAUGAAGUUGGUACAGGAAAAUACCAAAAAAAGAGAAAAAGCCAUUAAAAUAGGAGCGAAAGACAAGAACAACAACAGUACACACAGGAAUACAGCAAUAAACUCCAAAUAAGUUGGGGUGAUGUGACAGGUGGUGACAGUACACUUACUUUGAGAUAAGAGCUAUAGCGAUGCAUGCUUGGUUAUGCUGUAAAGUCAUACCCAACAAGUGCAACAACGAUUUUUUACUGUCAACUGAGUUUUGUUUUUUAAUGAUGUCCGCUGGUGGUCUGCCUCUGGAUUUUUUCAACGGAAAAAAUGUGCCUUGGCUCAAAAAAGAACUUCAGUGUGAGAUGGGGGAUGACCGCCCAUUUGUCUGUUCUGCCCCUGGCUGCGGGCAGGGCUUCACCAACGAAGAUCAUCUUGCUGUGCAUAAACACAAGCAUGAAAUGACAUUGAAAUUUGGUCCUGCGAGGACAGACUCUGUCAUCAUAGCAGACCAGACUCCCACACCCACUCGUUUCCUGAAGAACUGUGAGGAAGUUGGACUAUUCAAUGAGCUGGCCAACUCCUUUGAACAGGACUUUUGUAAAGCACAGGAUGAGGAGCAAAGGGCAAAAAACCUGGCUGCAGCGUUACAAUCACAAGGUGCAGCUCCACAAACCCAAAGAGCGGCAAAAGAAGAAGAUGAGGAUCCUUUAGAAGUAGAUUCUUCUCCUCCUGAUAGUCCAGAUUCUUCCUCCUGCAUGUCAGACGACAGCAAAGACUCCAGGGAGAUUCUGACAAAGCCAAGUUCUGCCCCGACUCCAACCAUUGUGCGUCCAGGUUCUCUGCCUCUACACCAUAGCAAUGAUUUGCUACACCCUACGCUGCCAUCUCCCACGUCUGUCAUCACGCAGGCUCCGCCCUCCAACCGCCAGCUCAGCUCACCAACAGGUUCAUAUCCGCUAGUAAGGCACCUUGCUAACGGGCAGACAGUCCCUCUUCUGCCCAGUCCUGUUCAGCUGACUUCAGUCAUAUCUCUGGCAAGACCUGGCAAAACUGUGCCCAACAUCCCUGGGAUCCCAGGUCCCCAAGUGGGCGGGGCCAGCAGCGGUUCAUCUUCACCUUCAGGGUAUCAUCUGCAAUCUGAGACCAAGAUGCGUUUGAAAGCAGCCCUGAGUAAUCAAGGCAUAGGAGCGCACGAAGGCGGUAGCGGGGGGGCGGGAUCCUUCCCAGCUGUUCCCCAGAGGCAGGAACACGGCCAGCAGCCCACUCAAAAUUCAGAUGCACCAUCACCUGCCCAACCACAGGUGUCCCCUGCACAGCCAACCGGGGGCCGGCGGCGGCGAGCCUCCGAGAUGGACCCCGACGAGAGGAGGCAGCGUUUUCUGGAGAGGAACCGAGCAGCUGCUUCACGCUGCAGGCAGAAGCGAAAGCUGUGGGUGAACUCUUUGGAAAAGAAGGCGGAUGAUCUCGCCAGCAUGAACAUCUCGCUAACGAAUGAAGUAACACUGCUGAGGAACGAGGUGGCUCAGCUGAAGCAGCUCCUCCUGGCCCACAAAGAUUGCCCCGUCACUGUUAUGCAGAAGAAAGCCGCUUUCUUAGCUGCAGGAGGAGAGGAAGCCUCUCGAGAGACCUCCGCCGAGCCCAUCGGAUCCCCAGCAGCUGUUAUCCAACACGGGUCGUCGCCCGCCGCUCCGCCCUCCAGCCCGGGGCCCACCAUCAACGGCAUGAGCGUCCGCGCCGCAGAAGCGGUGGCUAUGUCAGUCUUGGCUGGCAUGGGAUCGGGCCAGCCCGGAGGGGUCGUCAUGGUGACGCAGUCCCAGUCAACACCGAGAUGAUGUGCCGACGCAGGUAGCCAGUAUAGACUCGAGUGGCAUUCGGAGGCCGGACAGUUGCAGGACGGUAUAACGGAGGGAGCCUCCAUCACUCCCACACCCUCAGACUAGGACCCUCGCCUCCCAUCACGCCAAUGAUAAUCACACAAAGACAUCGGGCUGCCGCUAGCCCAUACUGUCUCCGUGUCUGUAAAUAGGGAAAACACUCUGGGAGAUGUGGGCUCCUGUUCAAAAGUUCUUGUUUGAAUGAGAAGUAUGAAAGAAAAAUCUUUAAAGCUCACUUUUAUCAAUCCCACACGAAAUCCAGUGCCUGUCUCUGUGUGGCCCAAAAACUAAAUUAUAAAGAAUUAGCAAUCUCCCCCCCCCCCACACACACACACACACACACACACAUACACACACCAACCUGUUAGCACACGCCCAACAAUGUUUUACUAAUGCGGUGACCUUCCGCUGAAGUGCGGGUGGCUCAAUGCAGACUGUUGUCACUUUCUGCUUUGUUUUUAAAGCAUUUCUCUCUCCUUUUUAACUAUCUACACCAGGGAUAUCCAAAGUGCAGCUUGUUUUUAAUUGGCACCGGGGUAUAUACAAAAAUAUUAAUCAAGAAAGUUGCAGCAAAAAGAGCAUUUUAAUGAGAAAUCAUUUAUAAUGAUAACAUGCUUCGUCUCCUGCACACUAGAGCAGGGGUCACCAACGCGGUGCCCGCGGGCACCAGGUAGCCCGUAAGGACCAGAUGAGUCGCCCGCUGGCCUAUUCCAAAAAUAGCUUAAAUAGUCUCACUUACCAGUGAGCUGCCUGUAUUUUUUAAAUUGUAUUUAUGUACUAGCAAGCUGGUCUCGCUUCGCUCGACAUUUUUAAUUCCAAGAGACAAAACUCAAAUAGAAUUUGAAAAUCCAAGAAAAUAUUUUAAAGACUUGGUCUUCACUUGUUUAAAUAAAUUCAUUUAUUUUUUUACUUUGCUUCUUAUAACUUUCAGAAAGACAAUUUUAGAGAAAAAAUACAACCUUAAAAAUGAUUCUAGGAUUUUUAAACACACAAAACUUGUUACCUUUUAAAUUCCUUUCUUUUCUUUCCUGACAAUUUAAAUCAAUGUUCAAGUAUUUUUUUCUAUUUUAUUGUAAAGAAUAAUAAAUACAUUUUUAUUUAAUUCUUCAUUUUAGCUUCUGUUUUUUCGUCGAAGAAUAUUUGUGAAAUAUUACUUCAGAUUUAUUAUGAUUAAAAUUCAAAAAAAUUAUUCUGGCACAUCUAGAAAAUCUGUAGAAUCUAAUUUAAAUCUUAUUUCAAAGUCUUUUGAAUUUAUUUUAAAAUUAUUGUUCUGGAAAAUCUAGAAGAAAUAAUGAUUUGUCUUUGUUAGAAAUAUAGCUUGGUCCAAUUUGUUAUAUAUUUUUAACAAAGUGCAGAUUGGAUUUUAACCUAUUUAAAACAUGUCAUCAAAAUUUCAAUAUUAAUCAGGAAAAAUUACUAAACAAUGUUCCAUAAAUAAUGUUUUUCAUUUUUUCAAAAAUAUUCGAAUUAGCUAGUUUUUCUCUUCAUUUUCUUUGGUAGAAUUUUGAAUUUUAAAGAGUCAAAAUUGAAGAUAAACUAUGUUUCAAAAUUAAAUUUUCAUUUUUUUUUUUAGUUUUCUCUUCUUUUAAACUGUUCAAUUAAGUGUUUUUUCAUCAUUUAUUUUCUACAAAAAACCUUCCGUAAAGGAAAAAAAAAUGGAAUGACAGACAGAAAUACCCAUUUUUCAAAUAUAUAUAUAGAUUUAUUUAUUAAAGGAAAAUUGAGCAAAUUGGCUAUUUCUGGCAAUUUAUUUAAGUGCGUAUCAAACUGGUAGCAUUAAUUAAUGAAUUAAAUAAUUCGCAUUAAUCAGUACCCAAGAAGUAGCUCUUGGUUUCAAAAAGGUUGGUGACCCCUGCACUAGAGAGAUGUGGAGGAGAUGCAGAGAUGCAAGCUGUUUGUUUUCAUAGCAUAUCUACACUGAAUUGACUUUUAGCCUUUUAACAAAAUGCUAAAUAGUACGUUUUUUGUAAAAUUUGGACACUGGCUGGCCCAAAUAUUGACAGUAAUUUAGUUGGAUCGCCUUUAGCUUUAAUUCCAAAACACAGGUCUCGUGUCUACGUCACAAUCAAUCAUUUGUGUGCAGACAUAAGAGCAGCCUACAAUAUUAUCAUGUUUAUGUUUGCUCACUGUUGCUUAUUCAUCCAUCCAUUUACUACCGCUUUUUCCCUUUUGGGUCGCGGGGGGCGCUGGUGCCUAUCUUAGCUACAAUCGGGCGGAAGGCGGCGUACACCCUGGACAAGUCGCCACUCAUCGCAGCACUGUUGCUUAGAUUUUCACUUGUACAUUCUUUCAAUAAAACUUGAUUGUAUCACCCAACAUUUUCUUUAACACCCUACUUACUGGAUGAGAUUAAUUCCAGUGUUUCUCAUGCAUUAAUUGAAGCUACAUUUUCACCCUGGCUUAUAAACUCACUUUUAUGGGAGUGUUCGCGAAUGUAUCUUUGUUCUUACAACUGGCCCAUACAAUAGGUGGCGGCAUGCAUUGUAACUACCUUUCUUCGAACGAAUGAUAAGCACUUGGUCUGCCGGAGAAUAAGACGACGUGGUAGGAGAAAUCCGGGUUGCCAACACUUAUUUAGCCAUUAUUUAAAACCAUUUUGAUACUUUUUUUUCAAGAUGAAUCUAGCCACCCUUUCAUGUCAUUUGACACUUUAGGAAACUAACUUAACGAUCCACAAGUCCUGCUGUACCCCACAUAUCAGUUGUCUUACACUAACCUGUCAAAUUUGGGCCUGGCAGUGUAUUUCAUACUUGGAGUAAUUGUUCCUGAAUAACAUUUAUUUUAGUGCUUUACAAGCCCGCUGAGUGUUGCCAGACCGCUUUCAUCUUCAACAAUCCUCCCCCUCAGAGUGUUCUAUUAGACAUAAAUAAUAUAUAAAACCAUAUAGACCGAAUGGAUUAUUCAAGGUUGAGGUAAACCACUUAAUUCAUCACACCGAGUGGCAUUUUAGCCAUUUUACAACACCACCUUGAUGACUCAUGGGGUAACGGUUAGCUUUAGAUGCCCUUUUAAAACAAUUGGAUUGAGAACUAGCGGAUUGAAUGCAUUUCAUUUGAGCAAAGAGUUGUGCAAUAUAUUUUUAUAUUAAGUCUCAAUGCUUUUUGCGUUCUGCGCAGUCACUGAAAGAGCGACGCGGUCGAGCAGAAUGUGAAUGCGUGUGUUCUUGAAUGGAUGCGAUCGGCGGUUAUGCACGUUGGUCGGACAUCGCACUUGUCCUGGGUUUGCGGUUUUGUAUCAUGAAGUAGACAAAAGUACUUGUGCAAGGUGCUUCUUUUGAAAUGUUCAGUUUGUAAUUGCAGAUUGUUUUUUAACGCCUUGUACUUCCAAGACUGUCUUGUCGUUUUCCCCUCGUCACUGUCGCCUUGACAACCUCUUCGGUUUUUUUUUUUUAAAUGUCUUAAUGUCUGUGUGCCCCCAAACCACUUGCCCCGCCCGUCAUGUCAUAAAUAUUUUUGAACCAGUCUUGUAUAUUUAACAGAGGUUGAACCACAUAGAGAAAUGUCUCUCGAAGAUAUUUGUUCGGAGGGAGUUGCUCGGAUACUCAGGCCUCAAGAUGGGAGAAAUAUGUGUGUAUAGGCAAAUGAAUACAUUGUCUUGGGAAAAUAAAAUAACUUAAUGGAGAAACAAAA
Molecule: messenger RNA, 6512 nt
Organism: Nerophis ophidion (straightnose pipefish)
Lineage: Eukaryota; Metazoa; Chordata; Actinopteri; Syngnathiformes; Syngnathidae
Gene: atf7b
Product: activating transcription factor 7b
Exons: 12
Coding region: 1210-2841 (543 amino acids)
Biological process (GO): regulation of transcription by RNA polymerase II
Molecular function (GO): cAMP response element binding; DNA-binding transcription factor activity, RNA polymerase II-specific
Source: RefSeq, a predicted model, not a curated record